GCACGCUCCCCGCGCCGAGAUUCCUCCUUUCCCCACACACAUCCAUGGCAUUCUUUUGGGUAGAGGAGCGCGCGCAUUGGAAAAUCAAGAGCUGGGCGACACGGCACUGCUUGGAAAUCAGUCGCGGAGAGAAUCUCGAGUCGCUCCGACCUGUCGAGGAUUGGGUUCCGUUCCGCUCCGCUCCGUGCUGUUCCGUUCUGUUCUGAGCAAGGAAAAUCGCAGAGCGCAGAACACCAGAACGCAGAAAUCGAAUCGAAUGGCAGCCAGCCCCCGUGAAAAAAGCAGGAAAAUAAUAAAAUAUGGCCGAGGGCGAGAUGUGAAAAUCGGGAUGUGAAAGUGCCCCAGUGAGGUGAAGAAAAUAAUUGCAGUUCCGCGCAUACAAAAUCACAAAAUAAUUUCGAAAAAAGCCCAAAAAAAGGGGGAAAAUAUAAAAUCAAAGCGCGAGCAAAACAAUUUCGGGGGCGAAAAAAAAAGAAAAAUAUACACUACACGCAUACUCACACGCACCACACACAGAUUCCGAUUUCGAAUCCAAUUCUAGUGGCAAAAAUUCGUAUGUACUCGUCGUUGGUUGCUCCCAAAAAACAUACAUACAUACUAGCGAGCGCGUCGUCGUCGUCGUCCCCCGCAAUCCUCGCGAGCAGCAGAAAAACAAUGAGAUAGAGAUAGAGAUAGCUGGAGAUGGUCAACAAAGGAGCAGGCGAAGCAGCAGCUGAUUUGUGAUAGGUGCAACGACCAGAAGUGCAAUUAGCUGCCUACAUGUUGCAGCUGUUGCAGCAGCGGCAGCAGCAACCCAAACAUCAACAGCAGCAGCAGUGGCAGCAGCAACAUCAGCGACACCAGCAAAAUCACGCAUACGCCCUGUCAGACCAAACAAUGCUGCCACCUACAUACAUCAGUGUAAUGACCACGACGGGCACGGGCAAGAAAUAAAUAAAAGCAGCUCCAGCUGCUCAUAAAUUUCGUAACACCGUGGAAAUGUGCCCCUUGGUGCUAACGGGGCCAUAGGAUAUCUCUCUUGCCCCCAUAGAUUUCCGACCGUAAAUCCGCAGCGGAGUAAAUGUAAAUGCCGUAGGCGCCCACCGCCACCACCCGCGCGCACCACCAUACGCAGGCAGCACCACUACCAACAACAAAAACAGCCAGAACCAUCUCCACCACCACCACCCGCACCACCCAGUCAGCAGCAGCAGCAGCAGCAACCGAAAAUCAGCCCACGCGAAAAGCAGAGGGAGCAGCAGGGACCGAGCACCAAGUAACCAUUACAAUCAGGACCAGUUACCAGUACCAGUUACCAAGUUACGAGGCAUAAGGAUUACCUACCUGAUCUGAAAUAUUUCCGCAAUUCCACAAAUUCGUUCGUACUCUCCAAAUAUCGAGAAAUCUGGGAAAUACAGAAGAAACCACACAGCACAAGUGGGAGAAGAAGAAGCAGGAGAAGGCAUGUAAAAUCCCCCAAGUAAAAGCUAAGAAAAAAUAAAACAAAACGAAAAACUAAAAUCAAGAGCACCAGAGAGAGAGCAAGAACGAGAGAGAGAGAGAGAGAGAGCGACACGGAGAGUGGGAACUUUCGAUAAAAAAUUAUUAGCAAAAACAUAAAUACGUAACGGCCUCGUUCUUCUCCCCAACCACCCCCCUCUGGCCGAAGAAGUCGAAGGAAGAGAGCAAGCAGAAGAGAGAGAGAGAGAAGAGGUCGUGCGAACGGGCGAGUGGGCAGGUCAGUGGCAGUGGGCGGUCCGCCAGCUGGGGCAGCGCCACCAUAUCACCACCCAUCUCCAGCGCCCAUCUUCAUCCUCACCUCCAGCUCCAGCUCCAUUACCAUCGCCACCGCCAGAGUCAACCUCAACUUUCAAAGGGCAGGUAACGGCAUGUCCUGCACCGUUUCGGAGCUGCCCAGUGGCUGUCGACUGCGCGGCAUGACUGCAUCCUCCCAGCAAAGCGGGGCCAACAACAGUGGCAAUAACGGCAACGGGAACGGUAAUGGUAAUGGCAACGGCAACGGGAAUGGCAAUGGAGGUAGCAGUGCCGGCGGAGGAGGCAUAGUCAGCGGAGGAGGAGGAGGCAGCCUAGGCGGAGUAUCGCCCACUGUGGGCGGCGGCGGGUCCACGUCCAAUGUGCUGCAGGAAUCCAAUGCGGCCACAUUGCAGCGGCCACAGUCGCAAAAGCCGUGCUGCUUCUGCUGGUGCUGCUGUUGCUCCUGCUCUUGGGCCAAGUGUCUGGCCAUCAAGAAUGCCGAUGAAAAUGCGCCCACGAAGCGGGAUCUCGUUAAUGCCGAAUUCCUAGAUGGCGAACAACCCACACUGGAGGAAAUCCGCAGCUGGGGCAAGAGCUUCGACAAGCUGAUGAAAAGCUCAGCCGGUCGGAAGGUGUUCCAGAACUUCCUGCGCAGCGAGUUUAGCGAGGAGAACAUCCUGUUCUGGCUGGCCUGCGAGGACCUCAAGAAGGAAGGCAGCGCAGAGGUUGUGGAGGAGAAGGCGCGCCUCAUCUACGAGGACUACAUCUCGAUACUGUCGCCGCGGGAGGUGUCGCUGGAUUCGCGGGUCCGCGAGAUCGUCAACCGCAACAUGAUCGAGCCCACGACGCACACCUUCGACGAAGCUCAAAUCCAGAUCUACACACUGAUGCACAGAGACUCAUAUCCGAGAUUCCUAAACUCACAAAAGUUCAAGACACUCGCUCAACUGCAAGACAACUCGAAUGCCGGCUCCAAGGCGGAUAGUCCCACCUAGAGAGGAUCGGGUGGGAAGCCAGGCUCUAAUCGGAUCGGAUUCAGAUGGCGCUGUGUUGAUUUCCGUUAUUGCUCUCCAUUAGUAUUUCUCUGGGCCUCCUCCUCAUCCUCCACCGGCGCUGUGGCAAUCGACUAAGCAAUAUGUAUCCAUUAGUAGACCCAUUUAACAGUUUUGCCCGCAGCCAAGGUGGAUUUUCCGAAUAACCAGGAUAAACGGAUGAUGCAGGCGAGGGACCCAGACGAGAUGUGCAUUAUACGUGAAACGGAUUCCUUCUCUCUACUUACGUUCUAGUCGUUAACAAAACCAAAGAGUUAGUCGUUUAAACUAAGAGGAGCCAAGAGGAGCGACCACAGAAAGCAUUUUCCAAAAAAAAUAUAAAAAGCGGUUCCGGAAACAUAACAAAAGAAAACACGAAACGAGCGACACAAAUAGCAUCUAUUGUAAUACUAGUGAUCUAAGAGACGUAUUAAUCAAAUUGCGACAAAGAUUACGGAACCCGCUAACCGAUAAGUAAACUUAAACAGAAAUACUUUUUCCAAACAACCGAAAAACAAAGAAGUGAAACCAAAAAAAAAUCUUUUUAAACGUAUUACAUAAAUUUAUAAACUUAUAUAUAUAUACACACCAGCAUAUAUAUAUAAAUUAUACAGAUAUAUAUACAGAAGAUAUAUAGAGACAUUUAACUUGAAUAGUUUUGAAGAAAUCGUUUUAGGUCAUACGAGUAAUGACAUCGAAGCAUUUUGUAAAUACCACAGCAGACGGCAAAACACACAACACUUUCUACUUUCUUAUAAGGCCCAUGGAAGGAUCGAGUCCUUUCUGGGGACGACAACUCUCUCUCUACAAAGUCCCAUCCUUGAGCUGUACUCUGGAACCAGACAGACCAUAAUAUAACCCCUAUUAUAAUGUCUUAAAGAUCCCAUGGAAACCCAAUGAAAACAAGCUGGAACAAAACGCAUAUAACUAUAACGUGUACUAUAUAUUAUUUCGAUGUCGAGUGCUGAUUUCCAAGUCGAAAGAAGAACGUUUCGCAAUAUCACUGCCAACAAAACAUAAAAAAAAGAAUCAGAACUUUGCAAGAGAUAUAUAUGCUCUUAUAAUAUGAGUAUAUAAUGCCAGGCGAAAGUUCCAAGAGUUUCCUCUCACAUUAUCCCAUUUCUGCAUUAAAAACAAAACUUGAAAAAAUAUAUAUAUUGAAGAACAGUAUUAUAAAUAACAAAA
This is a messenger RNA of Drosophila kikkawai, 3950 nucleotides long. The record is from RefSeq and is a predicted model, not a curated record. NCBI's taxonomy places the organism in Eukaryota, Metazoa, Arthropoda, Insecta, Diptera, Drosophilidae.